Molecule: messenger RNA, 990 nt
Organism: Cuculus canorus (common cuckoo)
Lineage: Eukaryota; Metazoa; Chordata; Aves; Cuculiformes; Cuculidae
Gene: PNO1
Product: partner of NOB1 homolog
Exons: 7
Coding region: 51-770 (239 amino acids)
Cellular component (GO): nucleolus
Molecular function (GO): RNA binding
Source: RefSeq, a predicted model, not a curated record
GAAGUGCUCGCCGUCCCUUCCGGCGGCGGCACGCGGCUCCGCGGGCUGGCAUGGAGGCUGCGGCGAGCGCCGAGGCGGGCGGCGAGGGCGCUUUCACCAGCGUCCUGUCCAAGCGGGGCCGGCGGAAGCGCCGGGCGGCGGUGGUCACCAUGGACACGGCGGAGCCGCGGCCCAGCAAGAGGCCGGCCUUCCCGCCCGUGGCCGCCGAGGCGAUGGGGGUCGGAAAAAGCGAAAUGAGGAAGGUUCCCGUGCCGGCCAACAGAUACACUCCACUGAAAGAAAACUGGAUGAAGAUAUUUACCCCCAUCGUCGAGCAUUUGCAGCUUCAAAUAAGGUUUAAUUUGAAAACCAGGAACGUCGAAAUCAAGACUUGUCAAGAGACAAAGGAUCUCAGUGCUCUAACAAAAGCAGCUGAUUUUGUGAAAGCGUUUAUCCUUGGGUUUCAAGUAGAGGACGCUCUUGCUCUCAUCAGAUUAGAUGACCUUUUUCUGGAAUCAUUUGAAGUUACAGAUGUCAAACCUUUGAAAGGAGAUCACCUGUCAAGAGCAAUAGGGAGAAUAGCAGGGAAAGGUGGAAAAACAAAAUUCACGAUAGAAAAUGUAACGAGGACACGAAUUGUUCUUGCUGAUGCGAAAAUUCAUAUUUUGGGAUCUUUUCAGAACAUUAAAAUGGCACGAACAGCAAUUUGCAAUCUGAUUUUAGGAAGUCCUCCAUCAAAAGUUUAUGGCAAUAUUCGGGCAGUGGCCAGCAGAGCAGCUGAAAGAUUCUAAGCUGCCCUAUGGCUGCACCACCAAGGACUGGGAGUCAUGGUUUCUGCGUGCAUAAGAGACCUGGAGCUACCGCAGCACUUCACCUUCUGCUUGAUUUGGAAGCCCAAAAGAAAGCCGGGACUGUCUGUGCAGUCUUAAUUUCAUUCAGACAUGCUGUCUGAGUUGAACAUACUGAAUAUUUCUGUAUAGUUAUUAAAAGUUAUUUUAAAUUGGUUGUCUA